GUAACGGCUACUUCUCUCUUUUCUCCUCUAUAAAUUCAACACAACGAGCCCUUGUAAAAAAUCAUCUCACUCUCGCUUUCUCCCAAAAUCUUCAGACUUAUACAUCCACCAAUUUCAAGCUUCUUCUCUCUCAGUUCCAUGGCUUCUUUUUCAACCACUCUAGCGUCUUCUAUGAUGCUCACACUUCUUCUCCUCAGCUUCUGUGAAGCUAAAGAUAUCGUGGUUGGUGGCAAAACAGAUGCAUGGAAAGUCCCUUCUUCAGAAUCGGAUUCUCUUAAUCACUGGGCUGAGAGUUCCCGUUUCCGAAUCGGAGAUUCUCUUGUGUGGAAAUAUGAUGCUCAGAAAGACUCGGUGUUGCAAGUGAACAAGGAAGCUUAUGUUAACUGCAACACUACAAACCCAAUUGCAGAACACAAGGAUGGAAACACCAAGGUGGCGCUGGACCGAUCUGGGCCCUUCUACUUCAUCAGUGGAGUGAAGGGGAACUGUGAGAAAGGUGAGAAGUUGGUUGUGGUGGUUCUGUCUACAAGGCACAGGCUCAUUUCUCCAGCACCUUCUCCAAUGGAGUUUGAGGGUGGUCCGGCUGUUGCUCCAACAAGCGGUGCUUCAAGCUUGAAGGGUGGUUUGUUGGUUGUAUUAGCUGUUCUAGCUUGGGGGUUGUUUUAAUUGAAAUGGCCGGCUUCGAUGUUGAACAGAUUAGGAGAGUUUUGUUUAUUUGUUUGGGGGAAUCAAAUUAUUUCAUUCAUUUUUUUUUUCUUGGUUAUAUGAUGUUAGUCCUUGGCUGAGAUUUAUAGUAAUAUAUUAAAUUCAGAGUGCCAAUCUUUUUC
Messenger RNA from Pistacia vera, 827 nucleotides. Its product is annotated as early nodulin-like protein 1. Gene Ontology annotation, molecular function: electron transfer activity. The record is from RefSeq and is a predicted model, not a curated record. Bases 139 to 666 code for a protein of 175 amino acids. Lineage: Eukaryota; Viridiplantae; Streptophyta; Magnoliopsida; Sapindales; Anacardiaceae. The transcript is spliced from 2 exons. Gene Ontology annotation, cellular component: plasma membrane.